Camellia sinensis is the source of this 1764-nucleotide messenger RNA. The record is from RefSeq and is a predicted model, not a curated record. NCBI's taxonomy places the organism in Eukaryota, Viridiplantae, Streptophyta, Magnoliopsida, Ericales, Theaceae.
GUGGGUAACCUUGGUGGAAGACUUAUUAAUGAGUCAUCCAUACAUUAUAUUAUCCAGUUUCAUGGUUUUUUCUUCUCUCUUUUUUAAAUCUCCCAUCCCUUGGAGAAAAAUCAUAAUAGCACAACCAAAACAAUUCAUGCCUUCUCUAAAAUUUCUCGAUUUCUGUCCAUCUCCAGCCAUGAUGGUGUACUAUAUUCAUGUAGUCUAGCAACACUCGAUUAAUUUCAACACAUAUGUAAUGGAGGUUGAAGUCAUUUCCACAGAGAGAAUAAAACCAUCUUCUCCAACCCUUGCUCACUUAAAAACCUACAACAUUUCCCUUUUAGAUCAGCUCUUUCCUUGUGCUUAUGUUCCCCUGGUUUUCUUCUAUCUCAACCCCCAAACCACAACUAGCCUCACUGAUCUCAUCUCUGAAAGAUCACAUACUCUGAAGCAGUCACUAGCACAGACCCUAACCAGCUUUUACCCAUUUGCUGGAAAGAUCAAAGAUGAUCUUUACGUCGACUGUAAUGAUGAUGGAGUCUAUUAUGUUGAAGCUCGAGUGAACCGUUAUUUGUUGGAAAUUCUCAAUCAACCAGAUACACGGUCGACGCAUCGGCUUCUUCCUCAAGAUCCAACUCUCGCAACUGCAAGAAUGAAUGUGGUAAUGAUUCAAGUUAAUUUCUUUGAAUGUGGUGGAAUUGCCCUGAGCAUCUGCAGUUCACACAAGAUCAUUGAUGGCCACACGUGCACCACAUUCAUGAAAGCUUGGGCAAGAACUGCCCAAGGAUCUUCACUAGCACAUCCCAGUUUCAUUGCCUCUUCACUCUUCCCUCAAAACUGCUCAUUACCCAAAAAUUCAACAUUGAUUCUAUGGCCCAAAAUGUUCAAUCAAAUCAAAUACAUCACAAAAAGGUUUGUAUUCGAUGCCUCGGCUUUAGCUAGGAUCAAGGCCAAAGCAACUAGCUCGUCAUUUGUGAAAAACCCAUCUCGAAUUGAGGCUUUGUUGGGACUUAUUUGGAAGUCUGCUAUGGCUGCUUCAAAGGUAAGGCAUGGGUUGCAAAGGCAUUCUGUUUUCUCACUUGCUGUGAAUUUGAGAAGAAAAAGUUCGUUACCUCUGUCAGAAUUUUCUGUGGGAAAUCUCAUUUGGAGUGCGGUUGCGCAAUGCACGCCCGAUGUGGAUGCCGCAGAGGAGGAGUUGUGUUGUUUGGUGGGGCGUUUGAGGAAUGCUGUGAAAAAGAUCAACGGUGAUUUCGUGCAAGAGCUACAAGAGUUUCACAAGGUUACAAAAUGCCUCAAAGAGUUGGGUGAAGUGUACUCAAAUGAAGGAGUUGAUUACUUUUCAUGUACAAGUGUGUGCAAUGGGGGCAUGUAUGAAGCUGAUUUCGGAUGGGGAAGACCCGUUUGGGUAAGCCUAGGAGGUGCAGAGGAUCCACUGGUAAUGAAUCUCAUUUUUUUGAUGGAUACCAGGUCGGGUGGUGGAAUUGAAGCUUGGGUUAGCCUGAGUGAGGAAGAAAUGGAUGUGUUUGAGCGCAAUUCGGAGCUACUUGAGUUCGCCUUGUUGGAUCCGAGUGCUCUUGAACUUGGAAAUUCUACCAACUGCCAUGCACGUAUGUAGAUGUUUAGAAUCUUUAUCUGAUCAUGCAAAAAAAUUUCAAUAUCGUUUGUGGGACUUAUAGAAAUUAGGAUAAAUUAUAGGAAAAUUUAUUAUAAGUCCCAAUAUAGAGUAAUAUUAAAGUUGUAUGAAUUUUUUUAUGAACUAAUUAGUCUUUUUCGUUUUAAAAA